Topomyia yanbarensis is the source of this 3626-nucleotide messenger RNA. RefSeq names its product diuretic hormone receptor-like. The record is from RefSeq and is a predicted model, not a curated record. Gene Ontology annotation, molecular function: diuretic hormone receptor activity; G protein-coupled peptide receptor activity; peptide hormone binding. The transcript has 13 exons. Bases 1560 to 2897 code for a protein of 445 amino acids. Gene Ontology annotation, biological process: adenylate cyclase-modulating G protein-coupled receptor signaling pathway; cell surface receptor signaling pathway. Gene Ontology annotation, cellular component: plasma membrane. NCBI's taxonomy places the organism in Eukaryota, Metazoa, Arthropoda, Insecta, Diptera, Culicidae.
GUUGAUGAAUCUGCAUAUUCUACUGUGUCUCGUGAAUGAGCGAACGGGGCCGGCGGCCCGGGUUUCCUUCCGACGAGUGCUAAAUGCCAACUGAUGAGAAUCGCUUAGCAGGCCAGCCAGUCAGUCAGCCAGUCAGUUAGUGCGGUGCGGGUGUAUGCCUAGUAGCUCGUGUAUUAGUUGAUUAGUUGGUUCAUUUCGGUCGCGCGCGCUGUCCGCUAAACGACAGAUUGGCGCGUGCUGCUGUGGCGGUCGAUCCUGGGAGCUCGAGACUCGCGAUGCGACAACGAUAUCUUCGGCUGGGCAAACAGUCAAACAAAGUGAGUGCGUUUGUUUGCAUGCAGAUUGCAAAGAUAUAGUGUUGUUGUGUUUGGGAUCGCUGCCCGGAGGAGAUAAUUGGAUUAACGGGCUGGCCUUCGUAUUUUUUGGAGAUCGGAGCCGUGGCUUGUGUGUGUUGUGAAGCUGAAAGCGAUUGGUGUUUUUUUGGUUGGAAGUGCAAAAAAUUAACAUCAAAGAAAAAUAUGUGUACUGCCACGAAGUAAUAAUAACCUACGGUGCUGCGUUUGAUGUUACAGCAGAGAAAUGCCGGAAAGCGUCGUUCGGGAAACAGCACCGUAAUUGAAAGGCAAAAGCAUUGAUAGCGCACCUUCGCCUGCGCCGGGAAAACUACGGUGUUCGAGUGACAAAUCAUUUAGUGUCGCACCGCGCCCCAAUCGACGGUGGGCCACAGCCGUGAUGCGUGGCAACGCGAACACCCAACAGCUCAACAGUCGAGAGGCGUCAGGUUGCUGUGAUCGUUUGAGUGUGUGAUUAACCGAAACAGUGGAGGCGCGUGGUUUUUCUGGUUGUGUAUGAUCCGUUCCAAGGCUAGCGUGGAUACUAGUCGAAUGGUGUAGCGGAGAAUGAAAACAAUAGAUGGCAGGAAGGAACGAAAUAAUCAUUAAACUUAUAUUACUUCGUAACGUGUAGCAAGUCGUGUGCCGAUGCAGCCGCGCUGUUAAAGGAAGAGUAAACAUUAAAGGAAGAAAGAAAAAAAAACAACGCGAAAAAGCAAAAGUUGCUGUGACGACGGCGGCAGUGGCUGCUGUAAACACGCGGACGUCGCGAGCGGUCUUUUCCGCACCUAAAUUGAAUCUUAUGGGACGCGUUUUUUUUCCUGUGCCCUCCUGCGCUAAAUGUGCUAGCUGGUUUUGCCUGAUGUUGGAUGCGGGGGCCUUCACCGGUCUGCAAACCUCGGGUCGAUUCAGUUUCAGUUGGAACGGAUAUGCGAUUAGUUCGUUUUUUUGCUGAUUUCGGGAAAGAGUGUGUUUUAAUGAAUGGCUAAUUAUGUGCUGUGAGUUUUCCACGAGAAGAAAGGCUAAUUCUGUGCAACAGGUUGGAGCGAGUUGUUGAGUCACCAUGUGUAAAAAUUUUCACCGGAAAAAUAUACUGAGCAAUUAUCCUGUGCAAUAGUUAAGGAAUUCGUAUCUACACUGAAAAGAAUUUAUGUGCCAAAACAGUUCGACCAAAGAAGAUUAGUGUUUUGAUUUUUUAAUACCUUAGUAAGUGAAGUAGGUAACAGGAUGAAGGAAUUUUUAACUUCAACGGCGACUGAAGCCGGCGGCUUCGAGUUCGAUGGCUGCGGUGACGUAUCGGAUCUGUCUUUCGAGCGAUUUGAGGCAGAGGCGAACGAAUCGGCCAGGGAACGUUGUUUUUUGCAGUGCCAAUCGGAGGCAUCGCUAACGGACUUGGCCUGUCCGACGUUCUUCGACAAGGUAUCCUGCUGGCCUCGGACCCCCGCGGAAACGUUGGCCAUUUUGCCUUGCUUUUCGGAGUUCCAGGGAGUGCAGUACGACAGUUCGCAAAACGCCACCCGCUACUGUAACAUCGAUGGUACGUGGGACAACACCAACUACGACGCCUGUCAUCAUCUGGUGGAAUCGUCUUCGGUUUCCGAGUUCGAACCGGUUAUCGAGCUACCGACGAUGAUCUACUUUGUCGGAUACACCAUUAGUCUAGGAGCGCUGGUACUGGCCGUUACGGUGCUUAUCUACUUUAAGGAUCUCCGAUGUCUUCGAAACACCAUCCACGUCAACUUGUUCCUGACCUACAUCAUGUCAUCCGGUCUCUGGAUUCUCAUACUCUCUCUACAGAUGACAACGAAACACGAAUUAGUGGGAUGCAUAUUUUUAGUCACCAUCUUCCAUUACUUCAGUACGACGAACUUCUUCUGGAUGCUGGUGGAAGGUCUUUAUCUGUAUAUGCUGGUGGUGCAGACAUUUUCCGGCGAUAAUUUUCGUUUUCGGAAGUACGCCUUCAUUGGAUGGGGAGGACCUGUAAUUUUCGUCGUAGCGUGGGCCAUCACCAAGUCACUGUAUUCAUCCGAUGCGCCCCCAGAGAUUCCGGUUAAACUUGAAAUCGAAUGCUCUUGGAUGCGAGAAUCUCACAUUGACUGGAUAAUCCAGGGGCCAACCUGUGCGGUGUUAAUCAUAAAUCUCAUAUUUCUGCUUCGAAUUAUGUGGGUUCUCAUCACAAAGCUCCGGUCGGCCAACACGGUGGAAACGAGGCAAUACCGAAAGGCAUCCAAGGCACUGCUGGUACUUAUCCCGCUGCUGGGCAUCACCUAUCUUAUCGUGAUUUACGGACCGAACGAGGGUGUCGGUAGCCACAUCUUUGCGGUAUCGAGAGCUGCCCUGCUAAGCACACAGGGCUUCGUCGUGUCACUGCUGUACUGUUUCCUAAACUCCGAAGUUCGACAAACUUUGCGGCAUCAUUUUUAUCGCUGGCGAGACGAACGGAAUAUUCUACGGCCCGGCAAGGGAUCGAAUCACCAUCGCAGCAAAGAUUAUUUGCAUCGGUCACGAACGGAAAGCAUACGUUUGACCACAACGACUGCUCCGUUGGUACUGGUGGAGUCCUAGUGAAAACAAACAUCGGCCAACAGCAGCUGUCCGCGAAUAUGAGCACCUGAUUGAAAAACACCGUGUAGCAUCAUUCUGUAGAACGCGGCUUCGUACAACUAAAAGACAGACAAGUGGAUACGAUCUCCAGGGGAUCGUUGGUAACACUACUGCCAAAAGGGCACCUCAAAGUUUAGCUUCGUUAUAUUUUAAGCAAUUGAAUAAGAAUUUUCGGUACAAAUGUAGUAAUGAAGUGGAAAACUGUUUACCAGCAACAACGAGCACCAAAAAUAGCCGUGAUUUGUAGUCACACACAAACAGGCAGCAGUAACGUGAAUCUUGACCCCGGCGUCCGACUUAUCCUAACGUUUCUACUACGGAGGGGGAACGAGUGUCACUCAAAUGAGUAAGGGGUAAACAAAUCAUCUCCUGCUCUGAACCGAACGCGUUUGAAUAGAACCACCUAGAUGAUAGUUGGAGUGUAAAUCUUUGCGUAAACGAAUAAAUUGAGCUGAAGUGUAAAUAUUUGCGGCUUUGUAGGUGGGUUGAUGUUCUGAAAUGGGGUAAAUAUCAAACAGUGCUAACAGUGUAUCGAAAUCGGUUCCACACGUCUCGCAAGCAUAAAGCCAUCAUUUGGUAUUCUGUACAGUGUACGGUCCAGUGUAGUUACAAGGUAUAUUCGACCAAAGUUUAGGAGAAUUUAUUAUAUUUUCUAGCGUAUUGAUUGAAUAAACAAAUGUCAGUCUUGUA